Messenger RNA from Actinia tenebrosa (Australian red waratah sea anemone), 2752 nucleotides. RefSeq names its product glycine receptor subunit alpha-2-like. NCBI's taxonomy places the organism in Eukaryota, Metazoa, Cnidaria, Anthozoa, Actiniaria, Actiniidae. Gene Ontology annotation, molecular function: extracellular ligand-gated monoatomic ion channel activity; transmembrane signaling receptor activity. Gene Ontology annotation, cellular component: membrane. The record is from RefSeq and is a predicted model, not a curated record. Gene Ontology annotation, biological process: monoatomic ion transmembrane transport.
CGAGGAAAACGAUCUUCGGGUUCAAAAUUUACAGUCCAAAAUGUUGGAGAACUAAAAUGAAUGUUAACCACAUCUUGGAGUGAUUACCGGCUAAUUCAACUGCAGAAUGAAAUCCUCAUAAAUCAAGAACUUUAAGAUAGAAGAUGGAACUGCAACGCAUUUGAGUUGAACAUGUUUUUUAAUUGAAGAGUUGCAAAGAUGACUGAGUCGACGUUUAAUAAACUUGGAGGAAGAGCUGCUUUACUGCUAAUGCUUUCAAUAUAUAUAACAAAAGGGUCUAAUUCUUGUGCACACUUAGGAGAAAAUGGAAAAAUAGAAAACGUCACAGAAAUAAUUCAGAAUAUCCUGUCAAAAACCAACCAUAAACUCUGCAGACCGAUCACUAAUGUAAGCGGAGCGUUGGUUGUAAGGACAAAUAUCAAACUCGUCUCCAUUGGGGACUUCAGAGAAGCAGACAUGCAAUUCACAAUAGAGAUGUAUUUUCGGCAGUCCUGGCGGGAUUCUCGUCUAGCGUUUGGUCAAACCCGCAACAGCACCAUUCCUAGCGUCACGCUGAAUGGAGAACUGAGUGAUACUUUGUGGCAACCUGACACUUUCUUUGAAAAUGAAGUGGAAGGCAAAAUACAUGGCUUGACGAUGAAGAAUAAAUACAUGAGAAUAUACAAUGAUGGACGUGUCCUGACUAGCACCAGAAUUACUCUGAUUUGUUCUUGCCCGAUGGAUUUUCGCAAGUUUCCCAUGGAUGAACAAGAAUGUGGAAUAUAUUUUGCGAGUUAUGGCUACACUACAAAAGACAUUAUUUACGAUUGGGAGUCUCAGCACGAAACGUGGAAUGGAAAGCAAGAGAUUCCUCAGUUUGAGAUUCGAGAUGUCGCCUUGAUUAACAAGACACAGGAGUUCCUAACAGGAACGUUUUCUUCUCUUGGAAUCAAGCUGAACCUCUCUCGUCGACUGGGCCACUAUCUCACAAGAGUUUACAUUCCUGCCAUUCUUAUCGUCAUGUUAUCGUGGUUGUCAUUCUACGUCGACAGGCAUUCGGCUCCCGCUCGUGUAUCACUCGGGAUUACGACAGUUCUAACGAUGACUACCCUUCUUAUUGGAGUAGGACAAGGAUCCAUGCCUGUUGUGUCGUAUGUCAAGGCGUUGGACUGGUAUUUAUUUGUGUCGUAUUUUAUGGUAUUUGCUGCUUUUGCGGAGUACGCAGUGAUUAAUUACAGGGACAAAGCGUAUUCUUUGGAAAUGAUAAAGAAGCAAAGGAGGGAAGCGACCGCGAAAAAGACUAAACAAAACGGUAUAGCUGUCAAGAAAACUAAACCAGAAGAAACACCAGACACCAUCUACUCAAACGCCGUUCAUCAUGAAGUUUUUGACAUUUCAGACUGUCCUCCUUCAUCCCCACAACAAGAUAAAAGAAUAGGGAUCUUGGAAUGGAUUAAUGAAUCCCUUUCUCCUCCUGAAAAAACCGAUAAUUUAGCUAAAAAGAUAUUUCCUUUGGUUUUUAUCAUGUUUAAUGCGGGGUAUUGGUUGUAUUAUCUAGUCUUUAGUAGGUAGCUAAGUCAUGUGGACAAACUCCUGGUUUUCUAAAGGAUAAAACAUGAAUAGAGACCAGGGAAAAAAUAAUACACUAUUUUCUAUAAUUUUUUUCUUCCUGGUUAGACUGUUAAGGCAUGUUAUCAAACCACUUAUUUCUGGAGUGAAUAACUUUUUUUGGAUACCGGCGUUAGACUUGCUGUUUUGCAUAUGGUUGCUAAAAACACUAAUGGGACUGAAGCGAAAGAAAAAACCAAUGGGAAGCAACCAUCAGGUCAAGUGGCCAAUCACUGGAUUUCUAGGAGAGAAAAGCCAAUGGGAAGCAACCAUCAGGUCAAGUGGCCAAUCACUGGAUUCUAGGAGAGAAAAACCAAUGGAAAGCGACCACCAGGUCUAGUGGCCAAUCACUGGAUCAGUGGAUUACUAGGACAGAGAACUUAUGAGAAAGUGAAUGUCUGAGGUAAUGUUGCUAGAGCAACCAUUAAGAGGUGGCAACCAUUAAGAGGUCACGUGUUCAUUGGUCCAGCGACAACUGGACUAUAACAAGACGUAAAACUUAGGUCACCUGGUUAUGCACUUGAUUCAGUUUUAGGAUUGAACAACCAAGCCUUUCCGGAUUUGAAGAAAGGAUUGAGGACGAGUGUACAAAUAUCAAUCUAAAUAAAAAACAAACCCCAUCACAUGAAAGAGCCACACUAAGUUAUUCAGCUUAUCGAGUGAAUGUUUGGACGAAUACUGACUGAUUAGCAGGCUUUAAAUAAACCCUAAAAAUAUAAGAGAGAAUGUAUGGUUUUUGGGGACGCUGUCAUCAAACCCCAAGUACAUUCUCUCUUAUCAUUGCGGCUUUUAAAAGCUAGCUAGCUACUCUCCUCCGAAGAUAUUUAUCCAAACAUCAUCUCAAACUCGGUAAUAGUAAUAAUAUUUGUAUUAUCGUUUAUGCGAUGUGGAUUAUUUCUUAGUUAUUGGUAUUUUCACUCUGCCCCAGUCCCUUCCUCAAUCAUGGCUACCAAGGAGGCGAUCAAUAUCAAUAACCCACGUGGUCAUACACUUGGACCGUCAACUCGUGGACCAAUAGUUAUCUUUCCAGGUCGCAUGGGCAUCAUUCAGUUUCUUCGAGACAAAAUAUUAUGAUAUACAUCUCAGUCUGUAUACAAAUUGAAAGUUUUUAAAAUUUGAACUAUAGAUAUAUUUAUAUUAAAGAUAUUCAGACUGAACAUAUUGA